Messenger RNA from Stegodyphus dumicola, 1008 nucleotides. Its product is annotated as phosrestin-2-like. Lineage: Eukaryota; Metazoa; Arthropoda; Arachnida; Araneae; Eresidae. The record is from RefSeq and is a predicted model, not a curated record.
CUCUUUCUAGGUAACCGCCCGGAUGACAGGCCAUCGAAGAAAAGUCUCGUCAGGCUGUCCUUGCGCUGCAUACAUCGCAGUCCUGGUCCAUCUCCUAAUCCACCUGCAGCGGCACUAAGUCGAGCUUUCGUCUUCAGCUCUGGCAAGUUGCGACUGGAAGCGAAGCUGGACAAAGAAGCUUACAAAUACGAAGAGACUCUUAAUGUGCACGUCUCUUUGGACAACUCCAGUAAUCGUACAGUACAUAGGGUGCGAGUAGCACUGGUACAACACGUGCAUGUAUGCAUGUUCACGAAUGGUCGGUUCAAGAACAUAGUUGGGCUCUCUGAAACUGAGCCAGGGCAUCCCGUCAGACCAGGAUCUUGUUUGUCCAGAGUCUUCUCCGUCCGGCCCGCAGUCCACCUGCGCUAUCCUGUAGCACUUGCUGUAGAAGGAGGAUUGCCUACUCCCACCCUGCGACUAGCACCUUCAACGGUUCCAGCACUUGCAAAGGAAAAAAAUCCGUAUGGUGUUACAGUAUGUUACGAAGCGAAGGUUAAAGCUUUCUUAGGAGUUGUAGACAGACCUGUUUGCAUUCGAUUGCCCUUCCGACUCUUAGAAGAGCCACCACCCAUUGAUGAAGAGACAGUCCCUUUGGCGGAAGAAGAAGACGAAGACAGAGAAACUGUCUUUCCGACGUAGAAAAUAAUAACUCCCUUACCUCUUUUAUAAACCGCAUAUUUAUCCUCGUCGAACAUGGGUCCAAACAUAAAAACAUUUGGAAUGACGUCUGUUUAAUAGACGUCUAUUUUUCCAUUUUUCUAAUGUGUAGCCUUGGAAAAUGUCUAUUUCGAUAUAAUCAUACGAAGAUAAAAACAAUACUGGUGUAGAAAAUUAUUAUGAUAUAUUGAUAGACCAACUUUUCCAGACUGUCAAAUAGAUGUGUUCAGACUAAAGUUUUCUUAUCAGAAUAUUUGCAUGACUUCUUGUUUUAAUCUAAUAAUAAACUAAGUACUUAAAGCCUCAUAA